Molecule: messenger RNA, 3789 nt
Organism: Emys orbicularis (European pond turtle)
Lineage: Eukaryota; Metazoa; Chordata; Testudines; Emydidae
Gene: NID1
Product: nidogen 1
Exons: 20
Coding region: 1-3789 (1262 amino acids)
Biological process (GO): cell-matrix adhesion
Molecular function (GO): calcium ion binding
Source: RefSeq, a predicted model, not a curated record
AUGUUCCCCGGGCGGAGCUGGGGAUGGGCGCUGCUGUGGGCGCUGCUGGGGCAGGCCGUGCCCGGGGGCUGCCUGCCCCGCGGGGGGCUGCUCUUCCCCUUCGGCGCGGAGCGGGGUGACGCGGAGCUGGAGCUCGGGGACGACGUGAGCUCCCUGCCCCUGGAGCUCAGCACCCCGCUGCGCUUCUACGGCUCCAGCGUCGGCUCCCUCUACGUGGCCACUAAUGGGAUCAUUGCAGUGAAUGAACCAUCAAAAGAAGAAGAAUACCUUGGUCAAUUCCCACUCAGUUUUGGAGCUAUUGCUCCAUUUUUGGCUGAUCUGGACACUACAGAUGGACGUGGGAAGGUGUUUUAUAGAGAAGAUUCAUCCCCUGACGUCUUACAGCUUGCUGCAGACCAUAUCCAACGAGGUUUCCCUGAGACCAUUUUUGAUCCAAGCAGUGUUGUCAUUGUUACCUGGACGUUUGUGGCUCCUUACCAUGUACCUGGAGAAGUCCCCACUCUGGAAGGCAAGAGAAACACAUUCCAGGCUGUUUUAGCCUCUUCUGAUUCCAGUUCCUAUGCUGUUUUCCUUUACCCAGAAGAUGGUUUGCAGUUCUACAGUGCACACUCCAAGAAUGCUGAGGAAAAGAUUCCUGCUACAGUUGGCUUUAGUCAAGCCGCUACAAACUACUACUUGUGGAUAAAACCAGGAUCCUACAAUACAGUUGCUAAUGAUGAAGAGUCCAUCAGAAACCUGCAUGAGAGCAGCAAUUCUGGAAGGAAAGGAAUCUGGGUUUUUGAGAUUGGUAGCUCAUCUAAUAGCAUUGUGCCUGCGAAAAUCAGCUACAGUCCAGAAUUUGGUGAUGAUGAACAGUAUCAGGAGGUGACCUCAAAACCAGCUGUAUUGCACCAUGACCCGGUUGAAAUAAGCCCACAACAGGUACCAUAUGAUGUUCCCAGCAGAAGAGGGGAUCAGCAACAUAUUACAUAUAGAAUUCCUCAGUCAGCUUCAGAAGAUGACUUACAACCACCACACAAAGCUAUAACAACAGAGACACUUCCAAGAGAAUCCUUUUUCAAUCAACAGCCAGAACUCUCAACUGGGAAAACGCCGCCUCAGUUUCAGGUCCAGCAGUUCCCUCAGCAGUAUCCUCAGGUUAUAGAUGUGGAAGAUAUUGAAGAUAUUGAGGAAACUGGGAUUGUGUUCCGUUAUCAUACAGAUGUCCAACAGACCUGUGCUAACAACCGUCACCAGUGUUCUGUUCAUGCUGUUUGCAGAGACUAUCCAAAUGGGUAUUGUUGCAGUUGUAUUGCUGGUUACAAAGGAAAUGGCAGGCAAUGUGUAGCAGAAGGUUCUCCUCAGCGAGUGAAUGGGAAAGUGAAAGGGAAAAUCUUUGUAGGAAGUAACCCAGUUCCAGUUGUAUUUGAGAACACUGACCUCCAUUCUUACGUUGUGAUGAACCAUGGGCGAGCAUACACUGCUAUCAGCACUAUUCCAGAGGUGCUGGGAUAUUCUCUGCUUCCUCUUGCUUCUGUUGGAGGUAUCAUAGGAUGGAUGUUUGCUGUGGAGCAGCAAGGAUAUAGAAAUGGAUUCAGUAUUACAGGUGGUGAAUUUACACGGCAAGCUGAAGUUACCUUCCUUGGCAGUAAUGAGAAGCUGGUUAUCAAGCAAAAGUUCAGUGGAAUCGAUGAACAUGGUCAUCUUACAAUCAGCACAGAAAUGGAGGGCAAAGUACCCGAGAUCCCAUUUGGUGCAUCAGUACACAUAGAACCAUACAAUGAGCUCUAUCACUCUUCUAGUUCUGUGAUCACAUCAUCUUCUACCAGGGAGUACACAGUGACAGAACCUGAACGAGAUGGGAUUGCUCCCUCCUACACUGUAGCCUACCAGUGGCGACAGACCAUCUCAUUCGACGAAUGCAUUCACGAUGACUCACAUCAUGCUAUUUCUGCCACACAGCAGCUAUCAGUAGACAGUGUCUUUGUCCUGUAUAAUAGGGACGAACAAAUUCUGCGAUAUGCUAUGAGCAACUCAAUUGGCCCAGUCAGUGAUGGUUCUGCUGAUAUCAGCCGGAAUCCUUGCUACACUGGUACCCAUGGUUGUGACACCAAUGCAGUAUGUCGUCCAGGAGCAGGAAAUCAGUUCUCCUGUGAAUGCUCUGUAGGCUUCCGUGGAGAUGGACGUGUUUGUUAUGAUGUUGAUGAGUGCUCAAAGCAACCGACAAUCUGUGGCAGCAAUGCAGUCUGUAAUAACCAGCCAGGAACUUUCCGAUGUGAGUGUGUUGAUGGCUAUCGGUUUUCAGAUGAUGGACGGACUUGUGUGGCUGUUGAACAUGUUAUAAACCAUUGUGCGAUGGGCACACACAACUGUGAUAUUCCUCAGCGUGCCCAAUGUGUGGAUGUUGAUGGCUCUUCUUACAUCUGCACAUGUCUAGAUGGCUUCUCUGGAGAUGGACGCUCCUGUGUAGAUGUAGAUGAAUGUCGUCAGAACCGCUGUCAUCCAGAUGCUAUCUGCUACAACAUUCCCGGGUCUUUCAGUUGCCAGUGUAAGGCAGGUUAUCGUGGGGAUGGUUUCCAGUGUGUGUUAGGAGAACUGGAGAAGACUAAAUGUCAGCGUGAACAAGAACAAGCUUUGGCUAGCAGGGGCUCUUCCUACUCACAAAGGCCCAUACCCGUUGGUCAGUUUGUUCCUCAGUGUGAUGAGCACGGGAAUUACCAACCAACUCAAUGCCAUUCUAGCACUGGGUAUUGUUGGUGUGUGGAUAGGAAUGGUAAUGAGAUUGAUGGCACCAGAACUGGACCAGGAAUCCGACCCCCAUGUCUGAGCACAGCUGCUCCUCCUGUUGCUAUUGGGCCCUCUGUUCGACCAGAUUCAAUUCCUCUGCCCCCAGGAACACACUUACUCUUUGCCCAAAGUGGGAAGAUUGAACAUGUCCCACUGGUGGAAAAUAGUAUGAAGAAAACGGAUGCAAAAGCUUUACUGCAUGUUCCAGACAGUGUUGUUAUUGGAGUUGCAUAUGACUGCAUGGACAAGAUGGUUUACUGGACAGAGAUCAGUGGCCCUUCCAUCAGUAGAGCCAGUUUGCAUGGUGGGGAGCCAACAACCAUCAUCAAAACAGACUUGGGAAGUCCCGAAGGAAUAGCAAUAGAUCAUCUCGGUCGCAACGUUUUCUGGACUGACUCUCACCUCGAUAGAAUAGAAGUGGCCAGGCUGGAUGGUAGCCAGCGCCGAGUGCUGUUUAACACUGGUCUGGUGAACCCCAGAGCCAUAGUAGCAGAUUCUGUGAGAGGAAAUCUUUACUGGACUGACUGGAACAGAGAUGCUCCUAAAAUUGAAACUUCAUACAUGGAUGGCACAAACAGAAGGAUUCUUGUUAAAGAUGAUCUGGGAUUACCAAAUGGUCUGACAUUUGACACUUACUCCUCAAUGCUGUGCUGGGUUGAUGCAGGCACCAAGAGGGUGGAAUGUAUGAACCCCAGUCAGCUUGGUCGACGAAAGAUCCUUGAAGGAGUCCAGUAUCCUUUUAGUAUUACAAGCUAUGGGAAGAAUUUAUAUUACACAGACUGGAGGAGGGAUGCUGUUAUAGCUGUGGAUCGCACAAUUUCAAAAGAGAACGAUAACUUCCAGCCCCACAAACGCGCACGUCUUUAUGGAAUAACUACAGCUUUUGCUCAGUGCCCACAAGGGCAUAACUAUUGCACAGUGAAUAACGGAGGCUGUACUCAUUUAUGCCUGGCUACCCCCGGAGGCCGCUCUUGCCGCUGCCCUGACAACACAGUUGGAGUGGAUUGUAUAGAAAGAAACUGA